This is a messenger RNA of Botrytis deweyae, 597 nucleotides long. RefSeq lists its product as uncharacterized. The record is from RefSeq and is a predicted model, not a curated record. NCBI's taxonomy places the organism in Eukaryota, Fungi, Ascomycota, Leotiomycetes, Helotiales, Sclerotiniaceae. The transcript has a single exon. The coding region runs from base 1 to 597 and encodes 198 amino acids.
AUGGAUACACACAACGAAGCAAACUCAGACCGAUUUUUGUAUGAGCAACUUGACGAGAGCAAACGUGAGAUCCGUCUGGUUCAACUGGCUUUCACUUCCAGCAACAAAACUCUUUGCGGUGUGAUUAAGCCCAUAGAUAGACUACGGCUUCGAGUGGAACAUCGCUCUCUCAAUGAUGAUGUCCCUUUCUCGGCACUCUCAUAUUGUUGGAACCCUAAGAAUUCAAAUACGCACAAAGUCGACUAUAACCCGGGUAGUGAAAGCAUAAAAAUCCAGAUUAAUGACGGGGACAUCUUCAUUGGGAGAAAUCUUUACGAUUUCCUUCACCAACUCCACCAAGAUCACUUUGACGGAUGGCUCUGGAUAGAUGCAAUAUGCAUCAAUCAAAACGACAUGGCUGAAAAGAAUUGGCAACUUUUGGAAAUGAGAAGCAUUUACAGCGAUGCUGAAACGGUCUUCAUGUGGCUAGGUGUCGGCACGGUUGAUACAGAUCAAGCCAUGGACUUUAUCUCUCAGGCAGGAACAGAAGCUGUCGAUUCUAUGGCCUCUAGAUUAACGGAUCAAACUUCUUACGAGAGCAGUUUCUAUCGAAUGUGA